CCUCCCCUCCCCCCUCCCCCAGCCGCCUUGUGCAAAGAUGGCUGCACCGUGAGCGCCGCGGAGGAGGCGGCGGCGGCGGCGGCGGCGAGCGAGCGAGCACCCAGCGCCCGCACCCACCCCGGGGCCGCCCGGGACGCCCCCUCCCGAGCGGCGCGCCCCCCCUUCUCUCUCUUGCAAGCGCCGGGGCAAAGGCGGAGACAGCGGGGUCCCUCCCCCCCUUUCCCUCCAGGGGGAACCCCCUUCCCCCCUCCUUGGCUCGGCGGCUGCACCCCCUCCCUUGUCCGCCCCUCCGCCCCGUCCCCUCCCUCCCCUGCCCGGGCCCUUCCCGGGCCUUCGGCGGCGGCAGCAAAGGAAAAAAGAGAGAGAGAGGGAGGGAGCGAGAGGGAGAGGGAGCGAAGGGGGGAACGGCGGCAGCAGCGGAGGGAGCGGCGGCGGAGGAGAGCGCGCGCGCCCCCUCCCUCCCUCCCGCCCCCUCCCCCUCCCCCCAAUCUCCACCGCGGCCAAUUCAUGGACAGGAACUACCCCAGCGCCGGCUUCGGGGACCCGCUCGGCGCCGGGGCGGGAUGGAGUUACGAGAGGUCAGCUAAAGCCAGCUUGGUCUAUGGCAGCUCCCGGACCUCGCACCCCGAGACGGACAUCUUACAUCGCCAGGCCUACGGGGCCCCCCACCCACUGCAAAGCUAUGCCACCAACCACCACCCUGCAGGCCUCUCUGGACUCUUUGACACUGGCCUCCACCACGCAGGCUCCGCAGGGCCCGACGCCUCCGUCAUGAACCUCAUCUCGGCCCUGGAGUCCCGGGGCCCCCAGCCAGGCCCCUCUGCCUCCUCUCUCCUCUCCCAGUUCCGGAGUCCUUCCUGGCAAACAGCCAUGCACACGCCGGGCCCCACGGAGCUCUUCAUCUCGGGCGCCCUGCCGGGUUCCAGCACCUUCCCGUCCUCCUCGGCCCUGUCGGCCUACCAGCACCCGGCUUCCUUCGGCAGCCGCCCCUUCCCCGUGCCCUCGUCCCUCAGCCUCCAGGACCCCCCGUUCAGCCCGCCCGCCAACGGGCUCCUGUCCCCCCACGACGUGCUGCACCUGAAGCCCUCGCAGGCGCCCACGGUGCCCUCCUCGCUAGGCUUUGAGCGCCUGGCGGGGGGCGGUGUCUUGGGGCCCGCCGGUCUCGGCCCGGCCCAGACCCCCCCUUACCGCCCCGGCCCCCCAGACCCGCCGCCCCCUCCCCGGCACCUCCCGACCCAGUUCAACCUGCUGGCUUCCUCCUCGGCCGCCGCGGCCGCCGCCGCCGAGCAGUCCUCCCCGCAGCUCUACAACUUCUCGGGCGCCACCCCGGGGCCCCCCGAGCGGGCCCUGCCCCGCCAGGACACGGUCAUCAAGCACUACCAGCGGCCGGCCAGCGGCCAGCCCCCGCCGCCCCCGCCGUCCGCCCACGCCCUCCAGCACUACCUGAGCUGCGGGGGCAGCUACUCCUCCAUGGGCCACCGGGCCAACCUGGCCUGCAGCCCCCUGGGCGCCGGCGAGCCCUCCCCGGGCGCCGGGGAGCCCAGCAAGGCCGGGCCCAGCGGGGCCGGGGCCGGGGCGUCGGGCAGGGCCGCGGGCCCCGAGGCGGCCGGAGGAGGGGCGGCGGGGGGCGGCGCUGGAGGGUACCGCCCCAUCAUCCAGUCCCCCGGCUAUAAGACGGGCAAAGGCGGCUACGGGGCAGCCUCGGGGGCUGCCAGCAGGCCCCCGCCGCCCCGUUCGACGGCCACCCCCAAGUGCCAGAGCCUGGGGGGCCCGGCCUAUGCCACCGGGAAGUCCUCUGGGGCUGGCGGGGCGGGAGGCCAGGCCUAUUCCCCCGGCCAGCCCCAGGGGCUUCUCGGACCCCAGGCCUACGGGCAAGGGUUUGGAGGGGGUCAAGCCCAGGACUUGAGCAAAGGCCCUAGCUACUCGGGGGGCCCCCCUCAGCCCCCGAGCGGCCCCCAGCCUCCGGGCCUGGCCACGUGUCAGAGCUACUCCCCCGACCAGCUGCAGGGGCAGCUGUACGGGGUGCAGGGGGAGCCGUACCCGGGCCCGGCCGCCCACUCCCAGGGGCUGCCCACCGCCAGCCCCUCCCUCAGCUACAGCACCGGCCACUCCCCGGCGCUGUCGGGCCACGGCGGCGGCUGGGGCCCCGGCUCCCUGGGCGGCGGCGGCGAGGCCAGCCCGUCCCACAUCAUCCGGCCGCUGCAGUCGCCGCCGGCCUCCUCCGGGCGCCCGCCGGGGGUCGGCUCUCCGGGGGCCCCCGGCAAGUACCUGAGCUCCGUCCUGGCCUCGGCCUCGUUCCUGGCGCCCCCGGGAGCCGGCAGCUACGCGGCGGCCGGGGCGGGCGGCUACAAAGGCAAGGGGGACGGCUCCGAGCUGCUGGCGGGCCCCGGGGGCCCGCCCGCCGAGCGCACCGAGGACGAGGAGUUCCUCAUCCAGCACCUCCUGCAGGCGCCCAGCCCGCCGAGGACCUCAGGGGCCGACGGCCUGGUGGGCGAGGACGGGGCGGCCGACGCCUCCAAAGGACUCGGGGGCAGUGGCGGGGCCGGGGGUCCCCCGGGCGCGCCCUACGAGCUGGCCAAGGAGGACCCCCAGAGGUACCACCUGCAGAGCGUCAUCCGCACCAGCGCCAGCCUGGACGAGGGCGCCACGGCGGCCCUGGAGCUGGGCCUGGGGCGGCUGAAGGAGAAGAAGAAGGGGCCGGAGCGGGGCGGGGAGACCCCCGAGGGGCUGGCCACCUCGGUCGUCCACUACGGGGCCGGCGCCAAGGAGCUGGGGGCGUUUCUCCAGAAGAGCCCGCCGCCCCCGCCCCCGACGGCCCAGCCCGCCCCGCCCACCCCGCACGGCCUCCUCCUGGAGGCGGGAGGCCCCGACCUCCCCCUGGUGCUGCCGCCGCCUCCCCCGCAGCUGCUCCCGUCCGUCCUCAGCCACACCCCCAGCCCGUCCUCCAGCACCCCCAAAGUCGGAGUCCACCUCCUCGAACCGGCCGCCCGGGACGGGCCGCCCCAGCCGCCCCCGCCGCCGCCCCCUCCGCCGCCCAUGCCUCUGCAGCUCGAGGCUCAUCUGCGCAGCCACGGGCUGGAGCCCGGCGCGCCCAGCCCCCGCCUGCGGCCGGAGGAGGGCCUGGAGCCGCCGGGGACCAUGCAGGAGCUGCUGGGGGCCCUGGAGCCGCUGCCCCCCGGGCCCGGGGACGCGGGCGUGGGCCCGCCCAGCGGCGAGGGCAAGGACCCGGCGGGCGCCUACCGCAGCCCCAGCCCGCAGGGCCCCAAGGCGCCGCGCUUCGUGCCGCUCACCUCCAUCUGCUUCCCGGACUCGCUGCUGCAGGACGAGGAGCGCAGCUUCUUCCCCACCAUGGAGGAGAUGUUCGGCGGGGGCGCCGCCGACGACUACGGCAAGGCCGGGCCCCCCGAGGACGAGGGGGACCCCAAGGCGGGCGCCGGGCCCCCGCCGGGCCCCCCGGCCUACGACCCCUACGGGCCCUACUGCCCCGGCCGGGCGUCCGGAGCCGGACCCGAGGCGCCGGGCCUGGGCCUGGACCACGGCAAGCCGCCCGAGCUGCCGUCCACGGUCAACGCCGAGCCGCUCGGCCUGAUCCAGAGCGGCCCCCACCAGGGGGCGCCCCCGCCGCCGCCGCCGCCGCCGCCCGAGCCCAAGGGCGGCCUGACCUCGCCCAUCUUCUGCUCCACGAAGCCAAAGAAGCUGCUCAAGACGUCCUCCUUCCACCUGCUGCGGCGGCGCGACCCGCCCUUCCAGACGCCCAAGAAGCUGUACGCCCAGGAGUACGAGUUCGAGGCCGACGAGGACAAGGCCGACGUGCCGGCUGACAUCCGCCUCAACCCCCGGCGGCUGCCCGACCUGGUGUCCAGCUGCCGCUCCCGCCCGGCCCUGUCGCCGCUGGGGGACAUCGACUUCUGCCCGCCCAACCCCGGCCCCGACGGGCCCCGGCGCCGCGGCCGCAGGCCCACCAAGGCCAAGCGCGACGGCCCGCCCCGGCCCCGCGGGAGGCCCCGCAUCCGCCCGCUGGAGGCGCCGGCCGCCCCGGGGCCGGCCCUGUCCUCCGCGCCCGCCGACGGCGCCAAGAAGCCCCGCGGCCGGGGCCGCGGCCGGGGCAGGAAGGCCGAGGAAGCGGGGGCCCCCCGGCUGGAGCCGCUGAAGCCGCUGAAGAUCAAGCUGUCCGUGCCCAAGGCUGGUGAGGGUCUGGGGGCCCCGUCGGGGGACGCCCUGCCGGGCGCCGACCACAACAGCCUGGACUCGAGCCUGACGCGGGAGAAGAUCGAGGCUAAGAUCAAGGAGGUGGAGGAGAAGCAGCCGGAGAUGAAGUCCGGCUUCAUGGCCUCCUUCCUGGACUUCCUCAAGUCCGGCAAGCGCCACCCGCCGCUGUACCAGGCCAGCAUGACCCCGCCGCUCAGCCCCCCGAAGGGCGGGCCGCCCCCCGGGCCCCGGGGCCUGCAGCCGCCGCCCCCCGCCGGCCCCGCCGUGCCGCACCCGCCCGCGGGCGCCUUCGGGCUGGGGGGCGCCCUGGAGGCGGCCGAGAGCGAGGGGCUGGGGCUGGGCUGCCCCUCACCCUGCAAGCGGCUGGACGAGGAGCUGAAGCGCAAUCUGGAGACGCUGCCCUCCUUCUCCUCGGACGAGGAGGACUCCGUGGCCAAGAACCGGGACCUGCAGGAGAGCAUCUCCUCGGCCAUCUCCGCCCUGGACGACCCGCCCCUCGUGGGGCCCAAGGACUCCUCCCCUCCGGACGGGCUCCCCUUGGCGACCGAGGCUCCUGUCCCGGGGCCGCCCCCUCUCCCCGGGCUCCCCUGUGCCAGCAGCAAUGGCACGCCUGAGCCCCCGCUGCUGGAGGAGAAGCCGCCGCCCUCUCCGCCGCCCGCCCCAACGCCCCAGCCGCCGCCCCCGCCGCCGGCCCUGCCCUCGCCUCCCCCAUUGGUGGCUCCGGCUCCGGUUCCAGCUCCGGUUCCAGCUCCUCCGGCUCCGGCUCCGGCUCCAUCACCGGCUCCCAUGCCCGCUCCGGCUCCGGCUCCGGCUCCGGCUCCGGCUCCAGGGCCUCUGGCUCCCGCUCCCGCCCCGGCCCCGGCCCCGGCCCCGGCCCCGGCCCCGGCCCCCGCACCCAGCUCGCCUCAUCCGCCGCCGCCUCCGCCGCCGCCCGCCCUGCCCUCGCCCCCCGCCCCGCCGCCCCCGGCCGCCCCGCCCGAGGAGCCCGCGCCGUCGCCCGAGGAGCCGGAGCCGCCGGACGCGCGGCCGCUGCACCUGGCGCAGAAGCAGGCGGGCGCGGCGCUGUGCGGGGACACGGACGACGAGGCGGGCGAGAGCGGCGGCGAGGGCAUCUUCCGCGAGCGCGACGAGUUCGUCAUCCGCGCCGAGGACGUCCCCUCCCUCAAGCUGGCGCUGCAGACGGGCCGGGAGCCGCCGCCCAUCUGGCGGGUGCAGAAGGCGCUGCUGCAGAAGUUCACGCCGGAGAUCAAGGACGGGCAGCGGCAGUUCUGCGCCACCAGCAACUACCUGGGAUAUUUCGGGGACGCCAAAAACCGGUACCAGCGCCUCUACGUGAAGUUCCUGGAGAACGUCAACAAGAAGGACUACGUGCGGGUCUGCGCGCGGAAGCCCUGGCACCGGCCCCCGGCGCCCGUCAGGCGCUCGGGGCAGGCCAAGGGCCCGGCCUCUGCAGGGGGCAGCUCGGCCCCCGCCCCCAAGGCCCCGGGGCCGCCUCCUAAGCCCGAGACCCCCGACAAGACGGCAUCGGAGAAGCCCCCGGAGCAGCCCCCCGAGACGGCCGCGCCCGAGCCCCCGGCCCCCGAGGGGGCGUCCCCGCCUCCGCCUGCGGAGAAGGAGAAGGAGCAGGAGAAGGAGCAGGAGAAGGAGCAGGAGAAGGAGAAGGAGAAGGAGCAGGAGAAGGAGAAGGAGAAGGAGAAGGAGCGGGGGGCCCGGGGGGACCGGCUGCUGCGCGGGGAGCGGGGCCCGGGCGGCCGGCAGGCGCGGCCGGAGCGGGGCCUCGCGGGGCAGCCCGCCGCCCGGCUGCCCAAGACCCGGCCGGCCAAGGUGAAGGCCGAGCCGCCCCCCAAGAAGAGGAAGAAGUGGCUGAAGGAGGCGGCGGGCAGCGCGGCCGGCGGGGGCGCGGCCGGCAGCUCCUCGGACUCGGAGCCGUCCCCCGGAGUGGCCAGCGAGGACGAGCGGGCGGUGCCCGGGCGGCUGCUGAAGACGCGGGCCAUGCGGGAGAUGUACCGGAGCUACGUGGAGAUGCUGGUGAGCACCGCGCUGGACCCGGACAUGAUCCAGGCGCUGGAGGACACGCACGACGAGCUGUACCUCCCGCCCAUGCGCAAGAUCGACGGCCUCCUGAACGAGCACAAGAAGAAGGUCCUGAAGCGGCUGUCGCUGAGCCCGGCCCUGCAGGACGCCCUGCACACGUUCCCGCAGCUGCAGGUGGAGCAGAGCGCGGAGGGCUCCCCCGAGGACGGGGCGGUGCGGCUGCGGCCGGCCGGGGAGCCCUACAACCGCAAGACGCUCAGCAAGCUCAAGAGGAGCGCCGUCCGGGCCCAGGAGUUCAAGGUGGAGCUGGACAAGUCGGGGUACUACACGCUCUACCACUCCCUCCACCAUUACAAGUACCACACCUUCCUGCGCUGCCGGGACCAGACGCUGGCCAUCGAGGGCGGCGCGGAGGACCUGGGCCAGGAGGAGGUGGUCCAGCAGUGCAUGCGGAACCAGCCGUGGCUGGAGCAGCUGUUCGACUCCUUCAGCGACCUGCUGGCCCAGGCCCAGGCCCACAGCCGCUGCGGGUGACCCCGCCCGCCUGGAACCGCGGAUUGGGACAGAACUGUGUCUCCAGGCCUGACUCGAGGCCCUGUCGCCAGGGAACUGGGGAGGGUCACUGGUCAGGGUGUGUCCGUGCUGGCCCUCCGGAGCAGGGUUCAGAGUUCAACUCCCCUCCCUCCCCAGCCCUCCCGCUGUCCGGUGUACAGAGAAAUUAUUUAUAUAUAUGUAUAAAUGUCUAUUUAGUAACGGUUCCCCCUCCUCCGUGCCCCAUCUCCCCCCCUCCAUGGCCAUAGCCCUCACCCCCUCCACCUUGUACAUAAUGUAUAGGAAAAAUCUAUGUAUGGUUGAGGGGGGUGGGGCUGCUUUUGAGAGCUGGGGGACCCACUGACCCCCCCCCCUAACCCCCCUGUUACAGGCCAAGAUCUUUGCUAAAAGGCCAUUCCCUCCCCCAGGGCUUCCGGUGGGAGGGGGAAACGCAUCUUGUUAAUUAUUUUUAAUCUUAUUUAUUGUACAUACCUGGGGCGGGGGGCGGGGGAGGUGGAGGGGGGAGACGGGUCCCCUCCUUUGGCCCCUCCCAUUCCUUUUCUACUGCGAUUUGUCUGUGUCUCUCCCCACCCUCCCCCCCAACACACCACCCCCAUCCCAUUGUUGUCUGGAUGUGGUUCUAUUUUUUAUCGGUCUCCCCUCCCCGCUGCUCCCCUCUCUCUAACCCCCUCUGCUCCCACCUCCCCCCUCGCCCCUCCACCCGUUGUCUCUUGCUCUUUCUUGGGCUUCUGUACGACUCAACUUGUAUACACUGUGUACACACAACCAGCCAAACGAAAACCCAACGGCAAACACUCGACCGUCGGCUGGCGUGGCUCUGUCCUGCGACGUGUGGGCGGGCCGGGGGUGGGGGGGUCCCCCGAGGGUCUGGGAAUGGAUGUGGCCUUUCUGGAGCCCUGGGUGGUGGUCGCACCGCGGACCAUGUAUCGGUUAUGUCUCGCUGUGUAACAAGCAGCCCGCCCCAGAAUUUAGUGGCUUGAAACAA
Pipistrellus kuhlii (Kuhl's pipistrelle) is the source of this 7780-nucleotide messenger RNA. It is a transcript of the gene PRR12, whose product is annotated as proline rich 12. NCBI's taxonomy places the organism in Eukaryota, Metazoa, Chordata, Mammalia, Chiroptera, Vespertilionidae. The record is from RefSeq and is a predicted model, not a curated record. The transcript has 14 exons. The coding region runs from base 508 to 6777 and encodes 2089 amino acids.